Molecule: messenger RNA, 300 nt
Organism: Exophiala aquamarina CBS 119918
Lineage: Eukaryota; Fungi; Ascomycota; Eurotiomycetes; Chaetothyriales; Herpotrichiellaceae
Exons: 1
Coding region: 1-300 (99 amino acids)
Source: RefSeq, a predicted model, not a curated record
AUGGGUCGAUGCGCAGCAGCUGAAACAGACAACUACUCUCAGUUGGUGGUGCUAUAUCGCGCAGUGGAAUCUGCUGGACUACCAGGCAAUCGUACUACCCGUCACGAGCGUCCAGACGGCAUCGAUGUGCUGGAUACUUUGUACGAGCCCAUCAACGGACUAGAUCGGGAAAAUCAUGACAUGUACGAACCAAGUGUGUUCGAGGAUGCGCCUGUGGGGGUGCAGCUGGUUGGGCGCAGCAUGCAAGAGGAGCAGCUGCUCGCUGUUGUGAUGGCGUUUGACAAGGUGGUGAAAGCAUGA